AUGGAUCCACCAGAGUUUGAUCUCGAAGCUUACCUUGAAAAAAUCCAGAGAGAAGACACUUAUAUACUCAACCACUUUAGGGAGCGUCGAAAUCUAAUAUUGGAGGGUAGCGCACCUCGUGGUAGAAAACAUCUCAGUAGAGAUCAUGCAGGGGCAAACCAAAGGCUAAUUGCCGACUACUUUGCCAAUGAGCCUACAUACGACGAUGGAAUAUUCCGUCGCCGGUACCGGAUGCAAAAACAUGUGUUCCUUCGAAUCGUUGCGGACCUUUCAAGUAGUGAUAGCUACUUCACCCAGCGAGUCGAUGCAGCGAAGAAAGAAGGUAUAUCGCCCUUAGCAAAAUGCACCACAGCAAUGCGAAUGUUAGCAUAUGGUGUGGCAGCAGAUGCAGUCGAUGAGUACAUCAAAAUAGGAGAGACUACAGCAUUGGAGUGUUUACGUAGAUUCUGUAAAGGAAUCAUACGAUUGUAUAAGCAAGAGUACAUGAGAGCACCAACCCAAGAGGACCUGCAAAGAAUACUACAGGUUAGUGAAAUGCGGGGGUUCCCAGGCAUGAUCGGGAGUAUUGACUACCGGUCACCAGUGUUUGAUGAAUUGGAACAGGGAAACGCUCCACGUGUGAAUUUCAUCGUGAACCAACGUCCCUAUAAUAUGGCAUACUAUCUAGCUGAUGGUAUCUACCCUUCUUAUCCAACUUUCGUCAAGUCUAUUAGACUUCCUCAAACUGAACCCGAUAAGUGCUUUGCAAAACAUCAGGAGGGAUGUCGGAAGGACAUCGAACGUGCAUUUGGAGUGCUUCAAGCUCGUUUUAAAAUCAUCCGUGAACCAGCUCGCUUCUGGGACAUAACUGAUUUGGGUAUCAUCAUGAGGUCAUGCAUCAUAUUACAUAAUAUGAUUGUUGAGGAUGAACGAGAUUCAUAUGCUCAACGCGAGACCGAUUUUGAGCAAGCUGAGGGAAGUGGAUCUAGUACACCGCAACCAUACUCGACCGAGGUGUUACCCGCUUUUGUGGAUCAUGUGCGUGCUAGAUCCGAGUUCCGUGAUCCAAAUGUCCAUCACCAACUACAAGCAGAUCUAGUGAAGCACAUCUGGGCAAAGUUUGGAAUGUAUGAUGAUUAAAUAUGCUUUGUAUCGUACUAAUUACGUUA
This is a messenger RNA of Lotus japonicus, 1148 nucleotides long. RefSeq lists its product as uncharacterized. The transcript has 2 exons. The coding region runs from base 1 to 1119 and encodes 372 amino acids. The record is from RefSeq and is a predicted model, not a curated record. Lineage: Eukaryota; Viridiplantae; Streptophyta; Magnoliopsida; Fabales; Fabaceae.